Trachemys scripta elegans is the source of this 4494-nucleotide messenger RNA. It is a transcript of the gene AXDND1, whose product is annotated as axonemal dynein light chain domain containing 1. Bases 210 to 3386 code for a protein of 1058 amino acids. The record is from RefSeq and is a predicted model, not a curated record. The transcript has 26 exons. NCBI's taxonomy places the organism in Eukaryota, Metazoa, Chordata, Testudines, Emydidae.
GGCUGUCCAGGUCGUAAUGCGAAAGUUGGGCGUCGGUCAGCAGGAACAGGCGCGGGAAGGAGAUUCCGCGGAGAGGGAGUUCUACCUUUCGAGGCGCUACUCCGACAGCUAUGGCGGAGAAGCCCUGCGUUUCCAUAGCAACAAACUAAACGGGGAGUGCCGGUGUCACUGAGAGCUGGUUAUUUCAUCAUUGAAAAUUUCUUGAAUAAAUGAAUAGUAAAGCACUCACCAUGUCUCUCAAUCAAAUGCCUGUUCCUGGGCCACCAUCUGCGUCCAAACCAGAGGGCAGAAAAAUGAAAGGUAGUUUAUCUCUGGUACCUGUCAGCAGUAGAAGUGCAGAGCUCCCUCAGCUAAGAAACAAAUCAAGUAUGCUGGACUGUUCAGGGCCUCUUCCCACUUCCCUACAGUGCGAUUUCAUCCCAAAAGAGAUCCUCCUAGCUCUGACUUCUGCGGCCAGUAGUGCCUAUAGCCCUGAAUACUUAAGACCCCCCAAGAAAAACAAAAGUGCAAAAGACUUCAAGGGGAGCAUGCGUGUCCCAGAUGGGCUCUGGCAACAUCCCAUUCGCAGGAACAAGUUCAAAUACCUCAUAGACCAUCCCAUCUGUCUGACGGGAGCUGGAAGGGAUGUCUCGUUUCUAUAUGACAUAGCUGGAAAAGAAGAUGAAAGAAAGAUGUCUCCAGCAAGCCCUUUAGCUGAACCACAUCGUUAUGGUUCAUCCAUGACUAGUGCUACAAGUGUAGCAGAUAGCCUGGUCCCUGAAGAAUUUCACAUAGUGAAGAACAAAGGAGUCUUAGGCUUGGAGUAUUAUGAUGAUAAAUACACAACUCUACUUGAAGAUAGUGAAAAUAGAUUGCGGCUAUUCCCAUCCAUGAAACCAUCUGGGAGAUUAGAGGUCAUCCAGCUGAUGAAGGUGAUGGACACCAUGCUGGAGAAGGCUGGAGUAGAUGAUGAGCAAAUUGGGAUAACAGGACCUUCACAGUUGCACAAUGUAUUGGAGGUUCUGAAGACAGAGCAGAACAUUUACAACAUAGUGUUCCAUGAGCUGAUUCGACAGGUCAGUGUGGAUUGUGCAGAGAGAGGAGAACUGCUUUCUAAGCUUAGGCAGAGGUAUGUGAAUCUGCUGGAUCGAAUCCCCCAACAGAUGAGAAACCUUUACAAAGAAAUGAUGGCGCAACGAGUAAUGGACAGGCACAUUACAGAAGAGUUAUACAACUUCAAGGAAUCUAUUGGACAGCUGACCAGUGAGCUAUGCGAGGUCCGAGAACAUGACUUCAGGGUGACGAGAGAAGCAGAACGGGCCCAUGAGGAGCUGGCUGAUGCAGUGCGGGACGCUGAGCUGAAUGCAAAUCUUGUGGAAGAAUAUCGUGAGUUGUAUGAGUUACAAAGAGCGAGGCUUGAGACCCAGCUGCUCCAGUUAACCCAAGAGAAAGAAAUCUGGAGCUCAGCUACAUAUGACCUGGCAAUGAAGGUGAUCGAAAGAAACCAGCUCACGUUGUCUCGCAAGCUCUAUGUCAGUGAAAAAGCAUGGACCAAAGUCAUCAGACACUUCAUAGUGCUUCUGGCAUCACAGGACACAGCAGACCUUUCCGAUUUGCAGGAGAUGACUGAGCAGUUCAGGGAGCUGUUGGACCGCAUUGGAAUUGAAGUGGAACAUGCUGAAAACUCCAGCAGGGAGAAGCUGCGAAUGGUUCAGAAUGGCCUCACCAAGUGGAUGCAGUACUUCCAGGACAAUGUUUUCGGGAAAGCAAGCUUCUCUAAUACGAAGGGAGAGAUAUUGGAGGAAAUCCUACAGGACUUCAAGAACUUGGAAAAUAUGUUGAAUGAGGACCUGGAGCAAUAUGGAGGGGAAGUUCUACUAAUGAAGAAGGAGACCCUCAAGACUGCUGCCAACCUGCAGAAACGCUGGACAGAGCUGGGACAAACAGUGCUUAGUCGUCACAAGGACAUUAAUGGGGUGUUGCCUCCAGAGCUCAGGGCCAUGGAAGAAAUAAAUGAACGUGCAAAUGAGCUCUGCCAGCAGUACAGCGUAAGAAUAAAUGGGGAGAAUGGGGUAACCAGGAUUUUGACAGGUUUAGUGAGCAGUAUGGAAGAUUGGACGUUCAAGAUGCUAACCAACAAGCGAGGAUCUGGCAUGCAUGACUCUGAUUGGCUGAAAUUGUUUCGAGUGAUUCCUGAUUGGCUGACCCAGGUGGCUGCACUGAUGACAAUUAUAGGUUCCGGACAGUCUCAUGAGGAUCAGAGAAAUAGAAAACCUCAUGCCUCGGUCGUUUCAGGUGAUGUGUUUAAGAUGAUUCAACAAUGGAUCUUGACCACAACUUCUGGGGCUGAGAAGGACAACAUACAGCUCACACAGGAAAUGAUUGAUCUCCACAAAGACCUGACCAUGUGGAUAGUGAAUUUCCUGACUUUGAUGGUACCUGACCACUCCUCCAAUAAGGGUCUCCUAGAGAAUGAGUCAGAAGCUGCUAAGGAUCAAGAGCUCAAGAGGCUAAGGGGCUAUAAACUAGAGGAAGAAGCUAUGAACCUGGUUCCCAAACUGAGCAGAUUCUCCAGCUACGUAAUGAGCUGCUGCAAGGAGUUGGUAGAUGUUACAGUUCGGAAGAAACAAGCUGAAGCGGAUUCAGACCACAAUUAUGAGCUGCGGGAGCUGGAGAAAAUCAAGACCGAGUGCCUUGAUUGGAUUAAUACCUGCAAUCUCCUGCUUUCUGAAUUCAAAGGCUCUCCAGUCUCCUUACUGAGUUUAGAAGAGCAGAGGAACCUGUUUGGGCCUCAGGAGACCCAGCCACAGAUGCACUCAACUGUUGUGGAUUCUUUACCUGAAGAAAUUUCUGAGACUUCUUCUGAACUUGGAAAAGACAAAACUGAAGAUGUUGAUGUUGAUAAGAAAUCUGUGAAAGGGGAAGAAGUGUUAGGGGAAAAGCAGGAGCCACCUGUGCCAGACGUCAGCAGUGACGUCCCAACUGUAAGCAGUGAGAUAAUGGAGGACACCAUCAGGUACCUAGGACAUGACUCCAACAUCCAUUUGAAAUCCCUCAAGUCAACAGCGGUGUCGGUCUCUGGGAGAGAGAUGACUGCCAGCAAGUCAACAACCCCAUAUUCUCGAAAGGAGUUUGAGACCUUGGCUUCACUAGAACGUCUGCAAGAGCAGCUCCUAGAAGCUGAGAUCCGUGCUCAGGAUGCAGAGGAGAGAUCAGAAAGUCUGGAUGAGCAUCUGGAAGUAGCUCUGGGGAGAAUCCAGGAUCUAGAGAAACAGCUGGAAAAAGCACUCAAAGCCCAGGAAGUACCACCAAAACCAGAAGUCCCUUCCCAAGAAGAAUCCAAGCCAACUUCUCAUAAACCAUCUGCCGCUGCCCGGUCCAGGAAAACCAGCAGACCCAAACAUUAAAGAGUAGCAAUGCCCAGCGAAGGUCGUUUGGUUCCCAUUUGUAGUAGACUUUCAGCAUAACACUGCCCAUCUCUGGGGCUCCAGAUACACUUUAAUUCCAAGUUCUUUAGUAUAGCAAAAUGACUGGAACACCCUCUAAUGCACCCUCCCAAGGAGACCUUUAGACAAAGCACUGGAGAGGAUCUUUUCUUGGUUUAUAAAUUAUCUGAAAACCUCACGCUGGGUAACGCAGUGUUUUAGUGUAGUUGCCAGUCAUAAGUGGAGACUGGACUAGAACAGAACUUGUAGAAAAGGCUUUCAGGCCUUCUCAAUGUAUCUGUUAGCAGAGUCUUUAAGAGAUCAGGUCAUAAACUUAUCACAGGCUAGCUGUACUGCCACAGUUGGAACUUUGGGAUAAAUUGUCCAGAUCUCAGAUCCAUUCAUAAGUGCUCAGCUUGUAAACAUAAAUCUUGGGAUGGUUUCUUCCAGGUAUGGAGACAGAGGGAGGCUCCUGGGCCAGGUCUUUCUCAGAGUGGGACACAGGAUACUUUCUAAGUACUUAGAGGGGAGGUUUCCAACUAAUUUAUACAGGCACAGUGUAUAGAAAAAGAAAAAAAAGUUCUGUUCAGUGUUGCUUGAGAAAUAAUUAAGGCAGCAGACUCAGAAUACCUCUUCUAAGAGCCAUCAUUUCCAUGGUUAUUAUCCUUUUACAAGACGUCCAUGGCUUUUGAUACUUUGGGACUUCUGUUAACAUGGGUGGUGACUAGGAAAGUGCAACUCAGUUGGACUCACCCCUGUGGCACCUCCUGCUGGUCAUCCAUGGGAAUUAGCUCUUCCAGCAUCCGGAUCGCCCUCUGCAGGCCAGUGAUCCGGCUUACCACUGGCCUCCCAUGUCCCUCCCAGAACCCUGGUGCCCCUUUCUCUGGGUGCUGUCCCCUAGCUGUACCCCCACAGUUCUGGGUCUCCCCCUCCCAGGGGAAUCCCCACCCACUACCCCCAAUUCAUCUCAGAUUGGCUACUGCCCAGUCUCUAUCUAGCCCCAUUCACUGGGGCAGACUGCAGUGUCAGCCACUCAUCACAGGCAAAGGGGUUCGGACCUGCUGCCUCUGCCUACCCACGGGCUGCCCCA